Molecule: messenger RNA, 3056 nt
Organism: Doryrhamphus excisus (bluestripe pipefish)
Lineage: Eukaryota; Metazoa; Chordata; Actinopteri; Syngnathiformes; Syngnathidae
Product: immunoglobulin superfamily containing leucine-rich repeat protein 2-like
Molecular function (GO): protein binding
Source: RefSeq, a predicted model, not a curated record
UGUCCACUGAUGAAAGGAGGGGAGACAGACAGCAUGUUUUCGACCAGCAGAAGCAGAUAAAAGACUUUUUUCUCCCUUAAACUUCCAAUGGCGUGUGUGCCGCUAUUGGUGUCUGGACUAGCAGGAACGUCACAGCCCGUCGCUUAGAUCAACAGUUCAAAAGGCAGGAGCUGAAAAUGGCAGCCAGAGAAGCCCUGUAUUUAACAAUGGUGAUCUCUACAGUCUUCAGCGCCCUGGAGGAAUGCCCGACACGAUGUACCUGCUCCAUGAAAUAUCGACGUCAUUUUGCUGAAUGCUCCUACAAAGACUUAUCUGAAAUCCCAUCUGACUUGCCUCAUAAUGUUGCCACUGUCAGUCUCUCAGCUAACAAGAUCCAUUUGGUACCACGGGGCAUUUUUGACAACGUUACCCAGAUGAUGUCGCUGUGGAUGGCACACAAUGAAAUCGUCGCCAUCCAACCGGGAAGCCUCAAAUCCCUGGUUCAUCUGCGUAACUUAGACAUCAGUCAUAAUAAGUUAGCUGACUUUCCGUGGGGCGAUAUGCAGAAUCUGACAAGGCUGCAGUUGCUAAAGAUGAACCACAACGAAAUGGUCAGCCUGCCUCGAGAUGCCUUGGCUAACCUCAAAGACCUGAGGUCCCUUCAGCUGAACAAUAACAAGCUUUUAACUAUAUCUGAGGGGACGUUUGAUUCUUUAACUUCGCUGUCCCAUUUGCAGCUCUUCAACAAUCCUUUUGCGUGCACUUGUUCUCUCAGUUGGUUUAGAGAUUGGUUUUUAACCACAACCAUCUCAGUACCCAAAAUGAACUUGAUCACUUGCUCUACUCCAAAGGAACUUAAAGGAGAGAUGAUUGUGAAUUUAGCCGAGUCCAGAUGCACACAGCCGACUGUUACAAUACGGACUCAUCCUAAUAUCGGCAACACAACUUUAUACGAGGGUGAUACCUUGGUCUUAGCUUGUGAAUUUCAAGGAAACCCAAAGCCGUUGGUCAUGUGGAGUAUUCGCAGUCGACCACAAGAACCGAAUCAGUCAUAUCCAAAGGAGAGAUCCUUUUUCUCCGGUAAUCCCAUCAAAAUCCAUCAUAACGGAACCAUCAUCAUCUCGCAUCUCAGCAAGGAUGACAGCGGCAACUAUAGCUGCUCGGCGUCAAACAAGUUUGGUACCGCAACAGACUCACUGGAGGUUAAAGUGUUAUCAGAGCCAACAUCUUUAACGGAAGUGCCCGAAGCAGUCAUUUCCGAUACAACACAACAAAUAGUAACUGGAAAAACUGUUUUUUAUUCUGUCGCCGAUAGAAAAGAUGUCGUGCCUACUUCCUUUCCCACUGAACCACAGUAUUUUGAGGAGUUAAUAGAAGCGACUAAAUGCGGACUGACCGCUAAAACGAUACAUAAUUCCAAUCAUGUCUCAAAUAGGAGCAUGGAUGACUCUCAAUACAUGUUUGACUUCGGUGUCAUUGCCCUGGGGGUGUCGGAAACAGAGGUCACAGUAAGACUCAACCCUCUUCUUAUACCCGGAGACAGGCAUAAAAACUGGACCGUUCUGGUCACACCGGAUAGCCGUCACAAUGCCAGCGAAAAGCCUCACAGGCAUUCAGACAACUCCGACGAAAUCCGUUCAAGUGGAUUGUAUCUGUGUGUCACCACCGAGCGCAAACACUCGCCUGUGCUGUGGUCGCAGAUCAAAGACGGAAUCAACACCUACUUACUCGGCGGUCUCCGGCCUAGUACCAACUACUCCCUGUGUCUGACUUACAAGGGCGAGGACUGUGAAGUACAAGUGCUCUUCACAACCAAAAGGAAGGUCCCUAAUCUGAUCAUCAUCAUCUCAGUCAGCGUCUGCCUUCUCACUGUGUCAACUGUCCCUCUACUAGGAGCUACGUGUUUCCACUUGGUGUACAAAUACCGCAGCAAGACGUACAAGCUCAUCAUGAAGGCCAGAGACCAGUACCAGAUGGAAAGAACGCUUGGCGCGAACAUCAACAUCCACGCACCGCUAACGGAGUCACAAGGGAACAUUACCACCAGUCAACUGGAGGAAGAAGAUCCGACCACCGAGAGUAUAGAUGGAGAGAAAGAGGCGGAUACCGAAGAAAGUGUAGUGACUGAAUCCGUCACGUUGUCUCAGUCCAGAGGCAAUUUGGAUGACUGCGAGGUUGCAUCAGAGUUGAGUGAGGGUCUUCCUUUGGGGGCUGAAGCUGUUAAUAUUACACACAAUGAGAAAUAUGUACAUCAGUGAUUGUGAACCUGUAGUAGCAUAGCAUAAUGUUACAACAUGUAGCCGUACUUCAGUCAGAUAUGACAACAAACUACCUAGCAGGUAAUCAACUAACUAACUAACUAACCAGGCAGUAAUGAAUGUAGCAGGUAGUGCAAUAAUAAAAUAAAAAGGUACGAUUCACAGUGUUGGGAGUAACGGUGUUAAAAAAUAACAGCGUUGCUGUUUUCCAGUAUUGGGUAAUCUAAUCGAUGACUAUGUUAAAUGUUACAAUGGUGUUACCGUUACUGGUGUAUUAUUAUACGUAAAUCCAACCACUGUUAUCUGCUCGUCGGUACGCAUCAUAGAGCUGUGACAAUGAGACCUAAGUCAAAUACAGUAAACCUCGGAUAUAUCGGAUUCGAUUGUUCCCACUGGUUUUGUCCGAUAUAAGCGAAAUCCGUUAUAUGCGUAUACCGGAAAAUGUCGGUUUUACGCAUAUAUCGGAUUUAUAUCCGGUAUAUGCGUAAAUCGGAUUUUAUCCGUUAUAAAAAGGCACUUCCUUGACUAUGUUUCCAAUGUACCUGGACGCGCAGGCAACGCUGCAAACGCUGCAAAUGACGUCGUAUAGCGGCCUGUCACGAUUCGGCGAAUCGGAGCGCCACGAUGCCGCCAUGCGAUAUAUGCGAGGGAAAUUUAAUGGAAAUGCAUUGGAACGGGACUGGAGAUUUUGUCCGAAAUAGGCGAAAUCCGUUAUAAAAAAUCCGAUAUAUGCAAUGAAUUUUUAUUGGAAAUGCAUUACAGAAAAAUUGGUUCUUUUUUAUCUGUCCGUUGUGAGCGAAUUUCCGAUAUAUCCGAGGU